This is a messenger RNA of Trematosphaeria pertusa, 240 nucleotides long. RefSeq lists its product as uncharacterized. Lineage: Eukaryota; Fungi; Ascomycota; Dothideomycetes; Pleosporales; Trematosphaeriaceae. The transcript has a single exon. The record is from RefSeq and is a predicted model, not a curated record. The annotation marks the transcript as partial.
AUUAACUCCCUAGAUCUUAAAAAUAUCCACCUAGUUGUUUUAAAGUUUGUUCUCGAAUUUGUUGCGGAAGAGCUUCGUCUUUAUCUUAAUUCUUACGAAUUUAGCAACAGCCUCUUGCCUGUCUCGCUUUAUAACGUAGACAAUAAUAACUAUAUUAAGAAGGUCGCCGACUACAUUACUAGAAACAAUCUAGUUAAUAUAAUUACGCUUAAGUUCUUAGAUUUAGUUAAAGAUACGUAG